AUGAUUGAAGAGAUUCCAAACGCAGCUGUCGAAGGCCCCAAAAUCAUGGUAUACUGCGAGUACAUUGGGAUCAGCACUGGAUUCAUAUUCAUCAUGAUUCUCUUGUUUGUAUCGGGAGGACAAACCAACACAACCGAUAUCAUCACGUCACCGGCCGGGCCGCUACUCCAGAUUCUCAACCUGGCAACCGACAGCAGAGCCGGGGCCGUGUGUCUACUAAUGUUUCCGCUCAUGUGUCUCGUCUUUGCCGGUACCGCUUGUCUAACAACUUCCUCCCGGAUGAUUUUUGCGUUUGCCCGCGACGGCGGCUUACCCGCUUCUCGUACGUGGUGGAAGACGCAUCCCACUCUACAGGUUCCUCUAAAUGCGCUCUACCUGAAUGCGCUCGUAGUGGUCGUCUUUGGGUGCAUUUACCUAGGAUCGACUGUUGCGUUCAACGCCAUCUUGUCAGCUACCGUCGUCGCGCUUGGCAUCAGUUACGGCAUCCCAAUCGCCGUCAAUCUGGUUUGCCUGAGAAGAAAGCUACCAGAACGGUCUUUUACAUUGCCGGCUUGGCUUGGCUGGACAGUCAAUAUUAUUUAUUGGUUUGGCUUAUACUGUGGUUACUACCAUAUUUUUCGUGUUUCCUCCGGCUCUCCCAGUGGACGGUUCAUCGAUGAACUAUUGUAUUGUUGCUUUUGCCGUAGUCAUAACAAUAUCAGCUGUCCAGUGGCUAAUCGACGGCAGAAGGAAUUAUAA
This is a messenger RNA of Pestalotiopsis fici W106-1, 738 nucleotides long. RefSeq lists its product as uncharacterized. The record is from RefSeq and is a predicted model, not a curated record. Lineage: Eukaryota; Fungi; Ascomycota; Sordariomycetes; Amphisphaeriales; Sporocadaceae. The transcript has a single exon. Gene Ontology annotation, cellular component: membrane. Gene Ontology annotation, biological process: transmembrane transport. Bases 1 to 738 code for a protein of 245 amino acids. Gene Ontology annotation, molecular function: transmembrane transporter activity.